CUUCAUCAUGGCUGAAUACCUGCUGUUGCUCGUCCUCAUGUGUAAGUUAAACCUUUUGUUUGUAAGUAUGUUAGCUCAUUAUGUUUUGGUAUCAGCAUGUCUUAUUGCAUGUUUACAUCAGGAAGAGUUUACAAAACAACAUGUUUUCUCCUCCAACAGAUUCCUUUUCUGAAUUGAAAGCACAAGCUCCUCUCCCACCUAAACUGACUGUGAAUCCACUGGUGAUCACAGAGACAGACUCAGUCACUCUGAACUGUCAGACUCCAUCGUCUGUCUCUGUGUCUGAGUGUUAUUUUGUCAUUGAAAGAAGACCUGCCCGAGGCUUCUCUUGUCUGAAGACUCUGACAGGAACUGAGCUGCUCACAAUGUCACAUCAGAGUUCACCUGCUGAGGUCAAAGUGACCUGCUCUUACUUAAAAGCGUCUCAGUCUCCAGAGAGUGACACGUCCUCCAUCAUCAUCCGAAUCUCUCUUCCACCUAAACUGACGGUGAAUCCACUGGUGAUCAACGAGACAGACUCAGUCACUCUGAACUGUCAGGCUCCAUCGUCUGUCUCUGUGUCUCACUGUUUAUUCUACACAUUAAAUGGAGGAUCCAUGAGAGACUCUUCUUGUCUGCAGACACUGACAGGAACUGAGCUGCUGAAGGUGUCAAAUCAAAACAAAUGGACUUCAUCUGCUAAGGUUGAAGUGACGUGUUUUUACACUGUAAAAUUUGGAAAGUCAAAUUCUCCAUCUCCACACAGCGACACAUCCUCCAUCACCAUACACAUUCUGACACCACAGAUGAGUCUUCAGCGUUUUCCUGGUGAAUACGUUCUCUUCACUUGCACUCUGCCUGGAUCUGCUAAUCCUGAUACGAGAUGUAACUUGUACUUUGGAGAAGGAAGAAGUCCGGUUAAUACAACAACAACCAUCUUGAAUCCAAAAACCACAACAACAAAUCAGUGGUUUUGCCAGUUUUCUGUCACAAUUGAUGAGUUGCUGAGUCGUCUACGUUCAGUUCAACAAAGAGAUGCCAGCUGUGAUUACAGUGUGGGAAGUGAACCCAACUCUUUGUCUCCUCGUAGUGAUGGAUACAGCUUGGCUGAUGUUAUGGAAAUGGAGUUACGGACAACGCAGACUAUACCAACUUUCAGUACAACCACAGGUACCACAGCUCUGACUGCUGGCAGGCCAAGUGCCUCCUCUCCUGAAACUCCUGCAGAACAAACAUCAGUUCAGCCUAUUGGUACAUCAAGUAUCACAACUGGUUUUGGCUCUACUUUUCGGACCACAGUGGAACCAGCAUCAACAGAAAUUUGGAUAUUGAGGUCUGCAGCAGCUGCGAGUGGUUGUGGAGUUGCUUUGGGCAUCGUCAUGCUGGUUUUAGCAGGUCUCUGGAACAGAAGAAGAGCUGGCCCUGAGGAAGUGAAAAGGCAGCAACCUCAAAGUGAGAAUUAUGAAACAUACCAUAUGUAUGCCGCCAUCUCUGAGGAGCCACCUGCCGUGAAGGACAUGGUGUAUACCACUGUGCAGGCACACUGACAUGCAAACAGUUUCAUACUGUAGAGAAAAAGCAUUUUACUACAUGGAGUUGUAUGAUCUAGACUAAUAUCAGACUGCUGGAAUCUCUUAUUCUCAGAUCCAAAAAAAACUGUCAAUUUUUAGUCACAUCCCAUUUAUAUUUUUGUGGUUUAGGACAAAGCACAGCAUUUCAAUUUAGCUUUUUUUUGUCUUUGGUUCAAGAUUAAAAUAUAUUUUAAUUUAUAUCAUACCUAGCAAGACUUCCCUGUAUGUAAUUUGAUUUGUAAUGUCUUUUAGCAUCUUUUCUGUUGAUCAUAUUUCCGUAACUAGAUAUACAGUAUUAGGCUCAAACAGUAUUAUACUUUGAAUUUCUCCAUUUUACUCAGGUGUCUUAUUUUGUAUAAAACCCAGAUGAAUAUACAUUUUAUUUUGUUUAGUUUGUCUCUUUCAGUUCCAGAUACAACACCUACUACAGACCCUACCACGCUCCAUGGUAUUUUCGUGUGAACAGCCAUUGUGAAAAUUUAAAGUUGAGAUAGAAUGGGAUGUUGGUGGAAAAAAUACUGCACUGGGUUGGAGCAUCCUUAACAGCUAUUCUGUUUUCCAACUAAAAGAUGAUUAUAUUUCAUACGACUCCCCCAAAGUAUCCAUUUAUGCAGCAAUACGUCAAAACCCCUCUUUUAAGCCACGCCUGAUAGAUGCUGUCUUUGCACACUGGUCGGAUUUCUUUAUCAACAAUCAUUUUGCAUCUUUUGCUGAACUUGAGAUAAAAUUUGAUCUCCCUUCUAGUCACUUUUGUCAUUGGCAACUCCCCCUCUCCAUAUUAAACAUGCUUGGGUCAAGGAUACUGAUGAGGAGAUUUCAGAUGAGUUGUGAGGAAUGGUGCUGCAGAGAAUCGAAUCCUGUUCCAGAAAUGCUAAACCUCAACUUAUUCAGUGUGAAGUAAUCCACUGACGGCACGUUUCUAAGACCAAAUUGAACGUCAUCUUUCCUUCUGUGUCUGCUAUUUGUGUGAAGUGUAAGUUGAAUCCUGGGACCUCAGGUCACCUCUUCUGGGCUUGUCCCAAGCUCAGGAAAUUUUGGGAUGACAUCUUUCUUUUCUAUAGUACUGCAUACAAUAUAUAAUCUAUAAUAUAUUUUCAAAAUAUGAAAUCUAUUCUAAAAUAAAUUAAAAAAAACAAGAACUGCCUUGGGUUCCUAUAUUCUGUAGGUAGGUAUUCUUGUAGGUAAUAUAAAUUUGAGGAGGCCCAAAUGAAUGUGAAGCUGGUCUGACGUGUCUGUGAUGAAAAAUGUGCAAGCUAAUGACAAAAAAUGGCCCAUAAAAGCUCAUGGAAAUGUAUCACAUAUUUUACAUUUAAAAAAGUACAGUGUGCAAGAGGUCAGGAUGAAAAACAUCUUUGUUUGAAAUGUGUGAAACGUUUGCCAGCACUUGUGGAACCAUCCUAAACUUCAGCUCGGGCAGGCAGGAACGACAUACAUGGAACACCUUAACCAAGUUGCUGGCGUUGUACGUGUCAUAGUGGCAUAGUAUUGAGUCUUGGCUGGAAGUCCCAAGGUUUGAAUGGAAGACAUCUUCCAAGGUGGUUGAGAAUGACCACGCUAGGAUCCUGUGGGCCUUCCGGAUCCAGACCGACAAAAUGGCGAUGUCUAACCAGCCGGACAUUGUGGUGGUCGACAAACAACAGAAGAAGACAGUGGUGAUAGACGUAUCAAUCCCAAGCAACAGCAACAUCAGGAAGAAGAAACACGAGAAGCCUGAAAAAUACAGAGGACUGAAAGAGAAGCUAGAAAAGACUUGGAGAGUAAAAGCAAUAGUGGCGGCAGUGGUCAUUGGGGCACUGGGAGUUUGGCCCCCAGCCUGGAAGAGUGGCUCCAGGUACAACAUCUUUGGUCUAAUGUAU
This is a messenger RNA of Scatophagus argus, 3406 nucleotides long. RefSeq lists its product as uncharacterized. The record is from RefSeq and is a predicted model, not a curated record. NCBI's taxonomy places the organism in Eukaryota, Metazoa, Chordata, Actinopteri, Scatophagidae. The transcript has 9 exons. The coding region runs from base 81 to 1526 and encodes 481 amino acids.